GGAAGACUCCAUAUACCUAUCCUGUAAGCCGCCAGGUGAGCAGUUGCAUACGGAUCGUUGGUUCCGGAAAAUUAAUCUUGUAUAACGAGGAAAAUAAUUUGGCCGACAGGGUCGCCCUGAACUCUCCAAGACGCGUCUUCAAUUAGGUAUCUUCCGCUGACGUCGGAACACAUUGACGCUUGAAACACACAAUGAUUGAAAAUUAUACCAUCCGUUUAAAGGACUAUACACUUACCUGUGACAUAUAAAUGACAAAAAAAGAUAGAUGAGUGAAGCAUUUUCAAUUUUAAUGUCUCAUCGAUACUUCUAUCUAGUUUGAUAAUAAUUCAAAAUGCACAACACCAUGAGUGGUAGCAGAUUCUGUGUGCGGUAGCUGUCAAGUGCAGAGCUAGACAAAUCUGGGAGGGAAAAUCCUUUUCAUCUGAUUAACAACAAAAUAGAAUUUACGCUAGAAUUUAUAUCGUCAUGAGAUUCCGGCCUUCAAAAUAUCGUAGAGCUGUGAGGGUAUUCCUUUUUGUGCUUCUUAUUUGCAUCAUUUUUAUUCUGUUUACAUAUAAAUAUUCGAGACAGGAUGAUUGCAUUAAUUUCUUACAACGAUAUUCCACCAGGAAAUUGAUCCCCUUCCAUAUGUUUCACUACCCUCUGGACAUCGACUUCAAAAAAUUAGAGGAAGAUAUCACUUACAAAGGUUCGGCAGAUGUUGAUCCUAUCAAUGAGUUUCAAUUUUCGUACAAGAAGUCAAUCGAUCAUAUUUGUGAUUCAUCAGAAGGAGUAUUCCUUUUGUUUAUGUUCAAAUCAGCGCCUUGGAAUUUUGAUCAGCGACAAGCGAUUCGAGAAACAUGGGCUAAUCAAACGUACUUUGAAAACGAUAUAAUCCGACAUGUGUUUUUGAUUGGAAGAACAAUGAAUGAAACAAUAUAUGAUCGUCUUUCACUGGAAGAAGAGAUGCAUCAUGAUAUCCUCGAAAUGACGUACGUUGAUGACUACUACAACAGUACCUAUAAAAUAAUAGGCGGCAUUAACUGGUGUGUCAGGUAUUGUCCUACAGCCCAAUUCGUAAUGCUGGUGGAUGAUGAUCUUUAUGUUGCAACCGAUUACGUUAUAAAAUACCUACACGGUCUACCGAAAAAUAUAUAUCGGACUCUCUUUGUGGGUCGAGUAUUGCUUACGGCACCACAGAGGUGUCUUAACGAUAAAUGGUUUAUAUCUCUCAAAGAUUACCCUUUCGACACGUAUCCGUUGUUUGUCAGUGGUGGGGCGGUAAUAAUGUCAAUGGACUUCGUUAAAAGACUCCAAAUUGUUAUUCCGUUUACUAAAUGGUUUAAGUUUGAUGAUGUAUUUCUAGGAAUUAUUGCAUAUCAACUUGGUGUUCAGCCGAUUCAUCAUCCGGAGUUCUACAUUGCAGAUGGUGUUUCCUACAAAGAGGAAAAGUUUAAAACAGCAUUAGUGUCUCACGGGUAUAGAAAUAUAAAUAAGCUUAAGACAGCAUGGUAUCUUCACAUGCAGACAAAUGAUAGUGUAUAACAUUUCUAUGUUAGAAUUGAUAUGUUGUUGAUGUAUCUGGAUUCCAUAACAACAGUCUGGUCCAGCUUCCCCAGGGAUCCUUAACUUAAGAAAAUACGGAAAGGCAUUAUUCGAUUUUAGAGAAAAUACCUAGUUAAAGAACUUCCCUUUUAAGUUCUAUAUUGACUUCCUGUUGAAUUUGUUUUAUGCUAAGAAAUAGUGAUGAAUAUUUUGCAAGGUAUUGUUAUUGCAGGUAAACUGUUGAGUGUGAAUCAAAUAGUAAUUCAACAAAUGUUGGUCCUGAUGUGUCUAAAGAAUAUGAUAUACCGAUUUGACUUACAUUAGCACAAUAUACAUCAGGAUAUAUGUAAUUGUGUGGUGAGCAUGCGCAAUUUUAAGUAGAAUAAACUUCCAUGCUUCCCAGCUGAAAAGCCUAUGACAAUGCGCACGUUCUGUUUCCAUUUUUAACAAUCAUGAAAAGAUCCAAAAUGCAUUCAACAAUGAAUUAACUAUAAAUAAAACAACGAUGCCAAUGUAAAUGAGAAUGGCUAAUAGCUUUAUUUCACCUUUUAUAAGAAGUUUAAAGGCCUCUACUCUUUGGCCGUGCUUGAGAUACAGAAUACUAUUUGAUGCGGUUAUACUUUUGCCAAGAGUGAUAUUCGUGGUGUAUGCUUCUGUCUAAAAACAGGGUUGAAGGGUGAAAAUGUGUAUACUCAGCACUUAUUAUUAUAAUUUAAGUAGCUUUAAAACAUAUUAUUUCAUUAAAUCACUAUUUCUUCUUUACACAACUCUUGUUCAUCAUGCUUUUUAUUUUUUGUUGAUUUGUACAAGUUGUGUGACCUAUCACUGCAAAAAACUUUGUAAAGUAGUAUUUUCUUUUUCUUUUUUAUUUCAAAUUAUAAUGUAUUUAAAAGUUCUUAUAUUUAUGGUGGCCUUAUAUGAUUUCCGGUGUCAAUAUGUAUUAAUUAUCUUGCAGACAUACGUACGUACAUACGCUAUCAAGCCAAACUUGAUUAUGUCGAUUCGUACACAUUAUAAUGUAAUGUUAAUUGUUUAGGGGACUGCCUUGCCUUCUGUUUUCUGUCUCCUCACAGUUAAUUAUUAUUUCAUAUUCUCUCCUCAUAUUCCUCUUCUAUUUUCAUAUGUUUUCGGUUUCCUUAACUUCCAUUCUAGAUUUCCGCAAUUUAGUAUCCUAGCUUCACUCGACCUCCCAGAAGGACGAAGCAGCUGUAUGAUUUCCCUAGCAGUACCUUUAGUCCAGAGAAGAAAGAAGCUUAACGAGGUUCCUAGCAUCACUCAUUCUCCCAGAACGACGAAAGAGCUGUAUGAUGUCCCUAGCAUCACUCAUCCUCCCAGUUGAACUAAGUAGCUGUAUGCUGCUUCUUGCAUUAAUUGCCAUUCCUAAAAGGACGAACCAGCUAUACGAUGCCCCUAACAUCACUGACGGACGCGAACAAAAGGGGUGAAGUAGGUUUAUGAUGUCGCUAUUAUUAACCACCAUUCCAGGAAGUGUGGGGUUGGGGAGCUGUAUGAUGUCCCUCGCAUCACUCAUUAGUCCAAGAAGGACGAAUCAGCUGUAUAAUGUAUGUCCCUAGCGUCACUCACGAGUGCUAAAAGGACGAAUCAGCUAAAUGAUGCCCCAAGCAUCAUUGACGGACGCGUCAUUAACUUGCGAAGCAGGUUUAUACUGUACCUAUCUUCAUUUAUCAGUCCUAGGAGGACGAAGCAGCUGUAUGCUUCAGUUUUACAUGUAUAUUGAUUAUUUAGCUUAUGAAGUGUCUAUUACUAGAUUAACAAUAUCUAAAGGCACUUUUGCCUUGUGCUACUUUUGUACGAUCAUUUAACAUUAGAUGUGUGUAUCGAUUGUCAAACUGAAGUGAAGAUUGACACUGGUUCAGAAGAUUCACACAUAUAUCAGCUUUGUCUUAAUCAUUCAAUAUCCGAGAACACUAAAUUGAGAGUAUUUAAGGUAUCUUUUUAUUGUCAGUAUUAUUUUUCUUACUUCACGUUAAGCAUUUGUAUUGAUAUACGUUUCGCCAAUAGAAUCAGUGAUGAGUUAUAGAAGGACAAACUGGAAACGUUAUUCGGCUUAUAUUAAUGUGCUACUUCCCUGUGUUUGUACAGGCAAAUAAUAUGUGGUCUUGAGCAUUUGACUACAAGAUUUAAUGUUUAUUUGUUAUAUUUCAAUUUUACAAAAAGUCAAUAAUUUUAUUAAAGUUACUUGAUAAAC
This is a messenger RNA of Pecten maximus, 3733 nucleotides long. Its product is annotated as beta-1,3-galactosyltransferase brn-like. Gene Ontology annotation, molecular function: UDP-glycosyltransferase activity; hexosyltransferase activity. The transcript has 2 exons. The coding region runs from base 466 to 1524 and encodes 352 amino acids. Gene Ontology annotation, cellular component: membrane. The record is from RefSeq and is a predicted model, not a curated record. Lineage: Eukaryota; Metazoa; Mollusca; Bivalvia; Pectinida; Pectinidae.